CUCUCGAUGAUUUUUUGAGUUGUUGUUUUUGGGGUUUUGGUUUUUUCAUUUUCUUUCCCAAAAUUUUAGUUUUUUGUGUCUUUAUUCCCGGUUUAGUCUCAUUUUUAUUAAAUUUAUUUCCCUCCAAAAUCUCUUCUUUUUCCUUUUUAUCUUUUUCCGUCUCCUCUUUUACUGUACUAUUUAUUUGUCCUCCAACAUCUCCAAACAACUUUUCGUCCAAUUUGUUUAGUUCUUCUGCUAAUUCUGCCAAAGUUAAUUUUAGAGAUUGUUUGGGUUGUUUGUCCUUCUUUUUUUGUUUUUCCUGGAUCUUCUUUUUCUUUGUCUUUUUUGGGGGUACUGGAUUUAGGGUGGAAGUUACUGCUGUUGUAUCUGUAUUAUCUAAAAGUAAAUUUCUUUUUAUUUUGAAAAAUGUAAUGUUAUUGUCUAUAUCUUGAUGUUAAGGUAAAUAAUGAGUAUAAUCCCUAGUAGGGUUAUUCUCCGAUGGUGGGGGAGGGGGGGGGGAAGGGCACGGGGAAGAAUUUUCGGGGAGGCAGCGACACGGGUAGGGGGAAGGGACGGGUACAAAACCGUUCUUUUUUCACGUGGGGAGGACGGGGAUGGGAAAAUUUUUCCUUUUUCACGGGGGUGCAGGGAAUUUUCAAAAAAUCUCUAA
Molecule: messenger RNA, 652 nt
Organism: Meloidogyne enterolobii
Lineage: Eukaryota; Metazoa; Nematoda; Chromadorea; Rhabditida; Meloidogynidae
Source: the annotation of a GenBank genome assembly